GGAGGCGCGCGCACACGGAAUGUCGCUCUCCGUCCUAAAUCCGUGCCAACCGCGAGCCGCACAGAUACAGUGACGUCAGCUCCGAGACACUGAACCAAACACAUCGAGCCCACUGGCUCCGCUGCUGCGAGACGGGAAGCAUCGGUCAGGAUCGGCCAUAUUAAGCGUCACAUCUUUGAAUAUCUUCUGCGAUCUCACAGAAUCGUUCUAGCUUCGAAACAAACUCCCUGCGUGCGAUUACUGUAAGCAUGUCCGCCAAUUCGAGCGAGGGGCCGGGUUUGGAUGGGAAAUGGUUCGAGGAGGAGGAGGAGGAGAAGAACGGGAUGUUUGGGAGCGCAGGGCCCCGUUUCGACGAGAUGCGGGACGGUGUGCACGCGCCCAAGCAACAAUUCCAUCGCUUUGAAGGAAGAGGCGUUGCCAUGGAAACUGCAUCUACAGGUGACUCACUGUCUGACAUGUUUAUGAAGUCAUCAUCAGGAGAGGGUGAUCUGUACACCUCUCUCCUUUCCUCAAAAUCCUCCUCCAAUCCUUUCAAUGAUGGUGCCUCUCUCUUCUCCACUGAGGGCAACCGCUCUCCACCUGCUCCCACUGGGACCGACUCCGGCAUCGGCAUGACCCCAGGUGACCCCUCAGACCAUCAGACGACCCUGCAGGGUUCACACAAGACUGACCAUUACAGCUACAUGGACAUGGGGGAUGACCUCUGUGAUUUUGGUAGUGUGGGCAAUACCAAGAACAAGCAGCAGCCUCCCAUGUCUGGCUAUGGAGAUGACGAAGAAGAUGAAGAUGACAUUCAGGAUUUCAAGCCUAAGAUUCAUGAAAAGGAAUCCAGCCAUGACCCCUUCGAUCUGGGUCGCUAUUUGGAAAAGAGUCCUCUUGGAUCUGAAGAUACAGGGGUGAAGAGUCCGGGAUCAGCCGGUGGGCAGCACGCAUUUCCGUACAUGGAGGAUCCUUCAGAUGAAGAGAUGGCAGAUUACCGAUCUUACCAUAGGAUGGAAACGCCACAGAGUGCCAGUCCUGUAAAGAUCACGGUUACAACAGAGUCCCAGCCAGUGAAAGUGUCUCCGCAAGGGGGCAUGUCCGAGAGAGAGAGCGUGCUCAGUUUCGGUCAGCAGGGUCUUCCCAUAGUAACACUGUCAGAACCAGAGGAUGAUAGCGCAGCCUCCUCAGCUAACCACUCCCCUAACCACUCCCCUACAGGUCGAGAGUCUCCAUCUGAUGUGCUGUUCCAGCCUGCAGGAAUGAAGUCUGUGAGCUCCACUCAAGAUUCCAGUGGCAUCAGCUCUCAUCCCAGUCUUCCUGAAGCCAAGGACAUCAAGAGUUCAGCCAAACCCUCGUCCCCAUGGGCUCAAGACCUUCAAGGCAGUGGAGAUGAAUCUGGAGAUUCAGAAAUUGAGCAAGUGACCGAAGAAUCUGAUUCACCAAUAUAUGACCUGACAUCUAAGACCCCGCCUGCAAAAGGCGGAUUCAGCCAAGUAAGCAACCCGUUUGAGCAGACCAGCUACACAUCUGCCACUGAUAAUGCUAGUAACCCAUUUGACAAACCACAAACCAACAAGGUCAGUGCUAGUAACCUAUUUGACUUGUCUGGGGGUACCAAGGGGGGCUUUGGUCAAUCCAGCAAUCCACCAAUCUACAGUCUGCUAAGAGAGGAAAGGGAGGCGGAGCUUGACAGCGACCUGUUAAUCGAAUCAGCUUCUGAGGAGAGUCCCAAGAGGGAGCAGGAAUAUUCCGCCCCAAAACCUCCUGAAAUAUCUUCUCCCCUGACCACAGGCGUCACAUCUUCUAAGCCCAUUACGACUUCCUGCGCCACAGCCUCUCCCUUCAUCGACCCCCCAGAUAGCACCUCGAAAGAAACAGAGAAAGAAAAAGAGAAGGAAAAAGAGAAAGCAGCACCUGUUGAGAAGCCCAAGCCACAACCAGAGGACAGCUGGUCAACCAAACCCAGGCCUGCAGUAAUGGGAACGUCUACAGCGACUCCGGAGCAGCAUUCCAGUCAGGAGAAGGAGAAUAAAAGCAAAAGCAGUAUUGUGAGUUCCACUACAGAGAAAGAGGCUGAUCUGUCCUUGUUCCUCCAAAGCAUCAACAGACAGAAAGUCAUGGGUGGUUCAGUGGUAGAUCUGUUACAUUGGCGGGAUUUAAAGCAGUCUGGACUGGUUUUCGGCAGCGUGUUGCUGCUGCUGUUCUCUUUAACCCAGUUCAGCGUGGUGAGUGUUAUAGCAUAUCUCGCUCUGGCUGUCCUCUCCGCCACCAUCAGUUUCCGAGUCUACAAAUCAGUCCUGCAGGCAGUGCAAAAAACCGACGAGGGCCACCCCUUCAAGGCCUAUCUAGAGGUGGAGAUUGAUCUCUCUGCAGAUCAGAUCAUUAAGUAUGUGGAUAAGACUCAGCUGUACAUCAACUCCACCAUGAAGGAGCUUCGCAGGCUGUUCCUGGUUCAGGAUAUGGUUGACUCCAUAAAGUUUGCAGUGUUGAUGUGGUUGUUGACCUAUGUUGGAGCUCUGUUUAAUGGCCUGACCUUGUUGAUUCUGGUGGUGGUUUCCAUGUUUAGUGUGCCAGUGGUUUACGAGAAGUACCAGACACAGAUUGAUCAGUACUUAGGACUGGUGCGCACCCAGUUUAACUCGAUAAUGGGAAAGGUUAGAGAAAAGGUUCCUGGGGCCAAAAAGAAGGAAUAAACUCUUUGCUUCUGUACAAGUAAACACUAUAGCCAGUAAAAUCUACAACUUUGCCAGCACUGAAGGACCCCAACUACACAGGAGGCCAAUGUCACCUCAAAAACGAAUAAAAAAAAAAGCAUAAACAAAAAAAGAUAAUGUUAGUAUAAUGGCACCAAUAAAACCCCCCACUGUUGCCAGUUACAGGUGAAUUCCUGCAUAACUAACACCGAUUCACAUAAAUAACACCUUGUGGGCAAUCGUAGAGCUAUAGAUAUACCAGAGGGACAUACAGUGAUUCUCUCUUCCAUUGCUUCUGAUUUAAGUGCAUGAAGUCCAGUCUUGAGUAAAUAUUUGCUAUCUCUGCAGUGCUCUUCCUCUCUCUGCUUUACUUUGCAGUGCAUAUUUCCUGCUGUAAAAUGUAACACAAAAAUGAAAAUCAUGCCUGUCAUAUAAUCUCCUGCUGCCAUGUCGAAUAAUCGCUUCAAUUCACCGUCACUGGUAGAGUGGUUCUGUGUACAGACAUACUUAUUAAUAUCAAGUUGAAUUGUGGAUUGUUUUUUUGUUUUUGUUAUUUUCUGUGUAUUCGAGCACAUUGAUAAUUUGAAGAUGUUAUUACUAAAUGUGUAACUGUAAUUUUUGCAGAACUGUAGGGAUACGUGUAGGUGUUUAAAGACAAGCUUUGUGGUCCUUCUCUAGGGCACCUGAUUGUCAGACUGCAGAGCUCCAGCUGUACUAAACUCUGUCCAACUUUGUACGACGUUCAGUGUUCAGUUAUUUUAAAGUCUUUAACUAUUUGCACUCUGUAUUUAAUUAACGAAUGGGAAAAAUAAAUGUUCCUUAAUGUAG
Messenger RNA from Sinocyclocheilus anshuiensis, 3503 nucleotides. RefSeq names its product reticulon-1-A-like. The transcript is spliced from 10 exons. NCBI's taxonomy places the organism in Eukaryota, Metazoa, Chordata, Actinopteri, Cypriniformes, Cyprinidae. Gene Ontology annotation, cellular component: postsynaptic density; endoplasmic reticulum membrane; neuron projection. The record is from RefSeq and is a predicted model, not a curated record. The coding region runs from base 249 to 2675 and encodes 808 amino acids. Gene Ontology annotation, biological process: brain development; neuron differentiation; endoplasmic reticulum tubular network formation.